Molecule: messenger RNA, 1847 nt
Organism: Mangifera indica (mango)
Lineage: Eukaryota; Viridiplantae; Streptophyta; Magnoliopsida; Sapindales; Anacardiaceae
Product: probable polygalacturonase
Exons: 6
Coding region: 363-1811 (482 amino acids)
Biological process (GO): carbohydrate metabolic process
Molecular function (GO): polygalacturonase activity
Source: RefSeq, a predicted model, not a curated record
ACUGGGGAGUUUUCCUUUUUGACAACUUUCUUUAUGUGUAUUUGAUUCGAAUUACGGAAGAACCAAACUCCUAAAGCUUGUUUAGUUUAGACAGACAAAAACCGUAUUUUUAUGGGAUCCAAGUCUCAGCAUGUGCUAUCUACUAAAUACUAAUAGUCUACAUGAUAUCUGCAUAUUCUUCUUGCCUUUCUCUUGCUCAGAAUUGAAAACGAGAAACUUGCUAAACUGUAUGGAAUAGAAUAAAUUCUGUAGACUUUUUUUUUUUUAAACCACCCAAGUCCCUCCCUAUAUGUACUGAAACAAAGACUCAGUCUUUUAGACUCUUUCUCAUUUACAAACAAAUCCCAUCUCACGUUUUGUCAAUGGAUGAAUUAUGGACAAAUCUCAGAAGAACCCAGGUAUUUAAUAUCAUCGGAUUACUUGGUGUCCUUGUUUUGUUGAACACAAAUGGAGUUGAGAGCGGAAAAAAAGCUCAUAAUUUGGAGUCCUUUCAGUAUCCGGCUAUAAGUUGCAGAGCUCACAGCGUUUCUUUAGAAGAUUUUGGUGGAGUUGGUGAUGGAACUACAUCAAACACCAGGGCUUUUAAGGCUGCAAUAGAUCAUUUGAGCCAGUUCGCAACGGAUGGCGGGUCUCAACUCUAUAUUCCUCCUGGAAAAUGGUUGACCGGAAGCUUCAAUAUCUCCACCAGCCAUUUUACUUUGUAUCUUCACAAAGACGCCGUUCUUCUUGCUUCUCAGGAUGAGAGUGAAUGGCCUAUUAUUGAACCUUUACCAUCAUAUGGUCGAGGAAGGGAUAAUGCCGAAGGUGGAAGGUAUAGCAGCCUGAUUUUUGGAACCAACCUUACUGAUAUUGUCAUAACAGGGGACAAUGGAACUAUUGAUGGUCAGGGUGAGCCCUGGUGGACCAAAUUCCGGGCAAAAGAGCUAAACUAUACCCGGCCUUACCUCAUUGAAAUCUUGUACUCAGAGAAGCUUCAGAUAUCCGGUCUCACUUUGAUCAAUUCUCCAUCUUGGAAUAUUCAUCCUACUUAUUGCAGCAAUGUCAUUGUUCAAGGGAUAACAAUCCUAGCACCAGUGACAUCCCCGAACACUGAUGGCAUCAAUCCAGAUUCUUGCACAAAUACCCGAAUUGAGGAUUGUUACAUUGUCUCCGGAGAUGAUUGUGUAGCAGUUAAAAGUGGUUGGGAUGAGUAUGGAAUUUCAUUUGGGAUGCCAACCAAGCAGCUUGUUAUUAGAAGACUGACAUGCAUUUCUCCGACCAGUGCAGUGAUUGCACUGGGUAGUGAGAUGUCCGGCGGGAUCGAAGAUGUCAGGGCAGAAGACAUUACCGCCAUUGAUUCUGAAUCUGGGGUUCGGAUCAAAACUUCUAUAGGAAGAGGAGGCUUUGUGAAAAAGGUAUACGUCCGAAGGAUGACUCUGAAAACCAUGAAAUGGGUAUUUUGGAUGACAGGCAAUUAUGGUAAUCAUCCUGAUAAUAACUAUGAUCCUAAAGCACUUCCUGUGAUACAAAAUAUCAAUUACCGCGACAUAGUUGCUGAGAAUGUAACAAUGGCUGCUAGAUUGGAGGGAAUUCCUGGAGAUACCUUUUCUGAUAUAUGCAUAUCUAAUGUGACCAUUGGACUAACAGAGAAGCCGAAGGAACUACAGUGGAACUGUACAGAUAUUGCAGGAAUUUGGAGUGAUGUGACUCCUAAACCAUGUGACUUGUUGCUGGAUCAAGGACCAGAGAAGAUCAAACAAUGUAAAUUUCCAGAAAAUAGUUUGCCUAUUGAUAACAUAAAAAUCCGUACUUGUUGUAACAAGAACUUUUAAUACAGAUUGAUCUGUGCGCAUAGGGAAACUUCUACA